AUGUCUCAAGACCAUGCUCAACUAGAUAGCAAUGUGAUCUGCCAGCACAUAUUCCCCAUGGUGCAUGCUGAUGCGACUAUCUGUGUAAAGGUGUUGCAAGGAUUGAUAGAGUCAGCGUAUGGGUACAAGGUGUCUUACAAGAAGGUUUGGCACACGAAGCAGAAGGCAAUCGCAAGGCUCUAUAGUGAUUGGGACGAUUCGUAUGACCAGCUGCGCAGAUACUUCAAUGCGCUGCAAGCUUUUGUCCCAGGGACAAUUGUUGACCUCCAAACGGUUCCGUACUAUGUUGGAAACACCCUUGACCGUGAUAGUGUCAUGCAUUGCAAGCCGCUGGUGUCAGUAGACGGAACACACCUGUACGGUAAGUACGCUGGCACCCUUCUCAUGGGCAUAGCACAGUAUGGAAACAAUAACAUUCUGCCCGUCGCUUUCGCCCUCGUAGAAAGAGAGAACACAGAUUCAUGGUACUUCUUCCUGACUAAUUUGAGGAGACAUGUAGCGACUAGGCCAGGAGUGCUUCUUAUCUUCGACAGGCAUGCUGCAAUAAAGGCCGUAUUGGAGCGUGAAGGAUGUGGUUGGGAUCACAAUGCUUACUGUGUACGACAUAUUGCCUCCAACUUCGCAACAAGUUUCAAGAGUAAGGAGGUCAAAAGACACCUGGUUAAUGCCGCUUAUUCGAAGACGCAAGAGCAGGCGCAGUACUAUCUUGAGUUAAUUAGCAGCGAGGAUCCUGUAGUAUCACCGCAGAUGAUGGGUUGGAUACGAGGGUUAGAGCCACCUAAAUGGCUGCAGCACCUUGAUGAGGGCCGACAAUAUGGUCACAUAACGACCAAUCUUUCUGAGUGUAUCAACUCCGUCCUAAAGGGCACUAGAAAUCUAUUAGUCUGUGCAAUUGUGAAGUCUACCUACCAUCGCCUAAAUGAGUUAUUCGUCAUCAAGGGUCGGCAAGCACAAGCGCAGAUUGCAAGUGGUCAGGUGUUCUCACAGUUCCUGCAAAAAGCCAUAUUAGUGAACCGUGAGGGAAUAUCUCAGAUGUUAGUGACGUCGUUCGAUAGAGCCACAACCGUAUUCACAGUCGACGAGAUAGCUGCUGCAGGGGUGCAGUCUCGGUUUAGGGUUAACCUUCAAUUUCACAGAUGUGACUGUGGUUACUUCCAGGCGUUACACUACCCAUGUGCUCAUGCUCUAGCCGCUUGCGCCUACGCGAGACUAGAGUGGCAACAGUAUGUUGAUUUGGUUUAUCGCAUCGAGAGCGUCUUUCGGGUCUAUGAGAUGGAGUUCCAGCCAAUGCCGGAUGAGGAUAUGUGGCCCCCUUAUGAAGGCCCGCGUGUCUGUCCCAAUCCCCUCCUACGACGCACACUUGAAGGACGUCCGAUGACUACGAGGAUCCGGAAUGAGAUGGACGAGGUUGAGCCGGGACUCGGUAAGCGGUGUGGCCUUUGCAGGCAAACAGGACAUACAAGGCGCGACAUUGUCCCAACGCUAAUGCAACCUAGAAUGCCACCAGCUUGGUGUAUUUACGAUCGUUAA
This is a messenger RNA of Arachis stenosperma, 1530 nucleotides long. RefSeq lists its product as uncharacterized. The coding region runs from base 1 to 1530 and encodes 509 amino acids. Gene Ontology annotation, molecular function: zinc ion binding. The record is from RefSeq and is a predicted model, not a curated record. NCBI's taxonomy places the organism in Eukaryota, Viridiplantae, Streptophyta, Magnoliopsida, Fabales, Fabaceae. The transcript has 4 exons.